AUGGAGCCCGAAACGGCUCAAUCCGACACGCCAAUCAUUUCUUGGCUUCAAGGCGGCCCCGGUUGUUCAGGCAUGAUCGGGAAUUUCUACGAACUCGGCCCUUAUCGAAUUACCGAAUCCCUCGAUAUCGAGCCCAACCCCGCUCCCUGGAACCGUCGAUACGGUGUCCUCUUUAUAGACAACCCCGUUGGCACGGGUUUUAGCGUAGCUCCUUCAGAUUCGGAUAUUCCUCUGGAUCAGGAUGACGUGGCUAGGGAUCUGUACACCGCGCUCCGAUCAUUCUUCAAUCUUUUCCCGCCAUUUCGACAGAGGCCGUUCUUUCUGGCAGGGGAGAGUUACGCCGGCAAGUAUGUCCCCGCUUUAGGCUCCCUCCUUGUAGGGAAACUGGAUAUGGCGCAGCAGCAGUUACGACAGCGUCUGAAAUUCAAACGCGACGGCGAGAGCGGAUACAGGCAUCCGUUCCGUCUGGACGGGGUUAUAAUCGGUAACGGGUUGACGCAUCCGCGUACGCAGGUGCAGGCGCAUGCUGAUAUCGCGUACAGCGCUGGGUUGCUGGACCAGCAGCAGCGGGAGAAGGCCAAGGAGUGGGCGAACCGCGUCGUGGCGCAUAUUGACAAGGAGGAAUGGCAGGAGGCCUUCCAAGAGCGGACGAAUUUCGUCAACUGGAUUCAGAGUACGUACAUAUCUCUUUUCCCUUCUUACACCCUCCCAUCUCCCCUCCCUCCCCUCCCUCCCCUCCCUCCCCUCCCUCCCCUCCCUCCCCUCCCUCUCCUCCCACUCCUCCCUCCCCGCUCCCUCCCCUCCCUCCCCCCUCCCUCCACUCGCCCCCCCUUCACUCCCCUCCCCCCACCUCAUUUGCAGAACGUGAGCGGCAUAGCAACACCUUUGGACAUCCGGAGAACCCGCGCCUACCACCACAACAAGGACAAGCAGGAGUACCUCGCGCUAUACCUCAACCGCCCAGAGAUUAAAGACGUCCUUAAAGCCGACGCGGCCACCACCUGGGUCUCCUGCAGCCCUCGCGUGCGCAAGCAUAUGUCCAACGACACUAUGAAAUCCACUAUGCAUCUCGUAGAAGGGCUCUUAAACCGCGUACCGAUGCUGCUAUACCAGGGGAUAUACGAUAUUAAAGACGGCGCCGCGUGCUCGCUGGAGUGGAUGGGGGAGUUACAGUGGAAGGGUAUGGAGCGGUUCUGGGCGGUGGAGAGGCAAUUGUGGGAGGUGGAGGGGGAGGUGGCGGGGUACUGGCGGGAGCAUGACAUGUUGACUCAUGUGGUGUUGCAUGGGGCGGGGCAUGAAGUGCCUGCCGACCAGCCUCUGAACUCGCAGCGCAUGAUAGAAACAUGGAUCAGCAAGCAGGUUGCCUCGGCAAGGAAACUCGAGUUUGUUAUGGGGGAGGUGUUAUCUGACGGCGACCACGACGAGGCGCAAGGGGAGGGUGUGGAGGAGGGGACGGGGGAGGAGGAGGGGGGGAAGGGAGGGGAUGAUUACGCAGGGGCAAUGAUGGCGGAUAUAAUGUCGGGAUUUGUAGAGGAGAUGGAGAAGAGAGGGGUGGAUUGGAGCAAGGUGGGCCCUGAUGGGGAGGGGUUUGAGUUUGCCGGGUUUGAACCCGAGUGGUUUGAACAGGGCGAUGAGGUGGUGGCGGGGGGUGGUGGGGAGGGGGAAGGAGAGGAGGGGGGUGAGGAGGGGGAAGGGGAGGAAGAGGGUGGAGAGGGGGGGGAAGAGAGUGAUGGGAUGGAUGGGGUGGAGGGGGUGGAGGGAGAGGGGGAGGGGGAGAUACGGAUGGAGGGGGUGAGGGCUAGCAACGAGGAAGUGCAUGAUUUGUGA
Molecule: messenger RNA, 1827 nt
Organism: Closterium sp. Naga37s-1
Lineage: Eukaryota; Viridiplantae; Streptophyta; Zygnematophyceae; Desmidiales; Closteriaceae
Source: the annotation of a GenBank genome assembly